Gadus chalcogrammus (walleye pollock) is the source of this 5056-nucleotide messenger RNA. RefSeq names its product retinoic acid receptor RXR-beta-A-like. Gene Ontology annotation, cellular component: nucleus; RNA polymerase II transcription regulator complex. The record is from RefSeq and is a predicted model, not a curated record. Gene Ontology annotation, molecular function: nuclear receptor activity; retinoic acid-responsive element binding; zinc ion binding. The transcript is spliced from 12 exons. Gene Ontology annotation, biological process: response to retinoic acid; anatomical structure development; retinoic acid receptor signaling pathway. The coding region runs from base 334 to 1635 and encodes 433 amino acids. NCBI's taxonomy places the organism in Eukaryota, Metazoa, Chordata, Actinopteri, Gadiformes, Gadidae.
AUGCAUCCGAUUGCAUAGCCUGCGCAUGCGCACUCUGGACCGGAGCCGGACGGAGCAGUGACAGCACAGUCCCGGGAGACAUGUUGGCUCUAAGGACACUGGCGGAGAGCCAACAUGGCCGCCUUUCAGUGUGUCAACAACAACAGCGUCAAGUUGAAGUGAGCUGGGAUUGAAUAUCGGCCUUUGGCUCUGUCUCCGCGGCCACAGUCUCCGGACCACCAGAAAAUAAAAUGAUUCGCAGUAGGGUUCCCGCGAUGUGUUGAACGUUAACCGGACCUUGAGAUCUCAGACAGGUCCUAGUCGCUCUUCUCUGCACUAGGCAGCCUGACAGCCAUGUCCUCACAGCAGCCCAACAGCUCCGCCUCCAACAGUCCCACCUCCAUCCUGGGCUCCCCCUUCUCCGUCAUCAGCCCCUCUCUGGGCUCUCAGUCCGUCACGUCCUCCCUGGGCUUUGGACCCAUCAACAGCAGCCAGAUCAACUCGCCCGUGUCCGGGAUGCACGCCAUCAGCAGCUCUGACGACGUCAAGCCCCCGUUCGGCCUGAGGCCGAUGUCCGCCCACAGCCCCGGGAUCAUGCUGUCCCAGAAGCGCCUGUGUGCCAUCUGUGGAGACCGCUCCUCCGGGAAGCACUACGGUGUGUACAGCUGCGAGGGCUGCAAGGGCUUCUUCAAGCGCACGGUGAGGAAGGACCUGAGCUACACCUGCAGGGACAACAAGGAGUGUCUGGUGGACAAGAGGCAGAGGAACCGCUGCCAGUACUGCCGCUACCAGAAGUGUCUGGCCAUGGGCAUGAAGAGAGAGGUGGUCCAAGAUGAACGUCAGAAAUCGGUGCAGGAGGAGCGCCAGAGGAACCGUGAGCGUGAGGGCGAGCUGGAGUGCAGCAUGGCGGUGAACGAGGAGAUGCCCGUGGAGAAGAUCCUGGAGGCGGAGACGGCGGUGGAGCAGCGGACGGAGCUGCACUCGGACGGAGGCUCCGCCACCAGCUCUCCCCACGACGCCGUGUCCAACAUCUGCCAGACGGCGGACAAACAGCUGUUCGCCCUGGUGGAGUGGGCCAAGAGGAUCCCCCACUUCAGUGAGCUGCCCCUGGACGACCAGGUCAUCCUGCUGAGAGCAGGAUGGAACGAGCUCCUCAUCGCCUCCUUCUCCCAUCGCUCCAUCGCCCUGAAGGACGGAGUCCUGCUGGCCUCUGAGCUGCACAGGGACAACGCCAUGCACAGCGCAGGAGUGGCAGCCAUCUUUGACAGGGAGAGCAUUCAGAGUGCAGAAGUGGGGGCAAUAUUUGACCGGGUUCUCACCGAGCUCGUCAGUAAAAUGAGAGAUAUGCAAAUGGACAAGACGGAGCUAGGCUGUCUCCGAGCCAUCGUCCUCUUUAACCCAGAUGCUAAAGGACUGUCCAACACCGCUGAGGUGGAGCUCCUCAGGGAGAAGGUCUAUGCAUCACUGGAAGCCUACUGCAAACAGAAGUACCCCGAACAGCAGGGAAGGUUUGCCAAGCUCCUGCUGCGCCUGCCCGCACUGCGUUCGAUUGGCCUGAAGUGCUUGGAGCAUCUGUUCUUCUUCAAGCUGAUAGGUGACACACCCAUCGACACGUUCCUCAUGGAGAUGCUUGAAGCGCCCCACCAGUUAUCUUAGGAGGGAGGAGCUUCAGACGGGCUUUUGGGUGGAGCUGGAGUGGGACUGCACUUUUAUUCUUUUUUUGUUUUGUGGAUUUAACAAUUUGUCUCACUGCUGUCUGUGUCGGCCUAUUUGAGCGCCUCGCAGACGAGCUUUCUAGACCAAACGAUCUAUGAGCUGGUGUGGGGAACACCAGCGUACCGUACAUUAAAGUACUGCUCAUAUUAGGACAUCGUCAGUACUGGUGCUAUAUAUUGAAAAAAAAAAAAGAUUUCAGAAGUAAUUGAUGUAAAAUGUCUUUUUUUAAAUUGAAAAGAUUUGUUCCUUUACCGGAGCUAAAAUGUUGGUAUCCAUUUUUAUAACUAUGCUUUUUAGAAUCCCCAAAUGAUAAGCUUCAGUUUUUAAUUCCAUGGUCUUCAAAACCUGUUUUUAAAAGAAAGGUUGAGAUCAUGGGUAUGCAAUAAAGAUGUAGUUUUCCCCCUUUUUCACAAUUUGUAAUUCAAAUCAGAACUUGAGUGGGAGGGGGGAGGGGGGGGGGUAAUUUUUCCUGUCUAAUCUCAGUAAAGUACUGACCUUACUGUACCAAACACUCUGUGUACUGUGUCUAAACAUAGCGCCUCGUGGAUUUGAUUCUGAGAUAAGAAACGCGUAACAUCGUGGCAGUAAACCUUGGGUCCACACGGAAGGAGGCCAGGCUAGUGUGGAGCUAGCUUUGUUCACUAGGGUUCCUUUUUUGUUGUUUUUUGCGCUUUUUUGUAAAUCUAAUCACUUUGCAGUUAAUGCAUAGACUGCACUGCACACUUGCUAUAUGCUAUUUUUAAAACAUACUAUUUUCGAAUGAUUGGCCAAAAAAAUGGUCAGGUUUUGUACUUGGUGCUAUUCCAGAUUCACUCAUUCGGUGAGGCCAUUCACUCAACGACAAACAUAAAUUAUGCAAGAAAUUAAAUUCCCUCAAAUUUCUAAUUGAGCAGUUGAACCCGAACCCUGCAUCACGCAUCCCUCCAGUCCGCCUUCAGGGGUUUUACUAAGUAAAUCAUCGUCUGGUGGAAAGGGAAAAUUCAAUUUGUAAUUUAUAUACAAUUAUAUGGUACUGUGCAAAGAUUGUUCAGGGAAAAAAUGCUCUAUAUGAAUAGAUUUGGAUAAUGUGGUCAGGAGAUACAAAUUGUUAUUAUUGAUAUUUUCCCUGGUUUAGAUUCCAACUAUUAUUACGCAGAAUGUGUCUUAGGUUGCACUGGAUUUUCUAAGACACGUUCAACAUUGCAAUUUCUGUUUGGCUUUUUCCUUUUUUAUUUUGGUGCUCUUUAGUUCUAUUUCCCUCCCCUCAGAGUUAUUAGUUAAUGUCUUCUUCAUCUUGCUGUCUUGUGCAUUGUUUAUUAAAAGGCAAAAACCCAAAUCACAACUACAGAUCCAUAGAUCUCCACCACCACCAUACUUCUGUAUGAUUGACUGUCUGUGAAGCUCAGAUCAAGUGGAUUAUUGUCAUUGGCUUCUGUACAUGCUCGAUUGGCGUUUGAUCUCCUCGAUCGGCAGAUGUUUGAUCGGAUCGAUCGGCAGACGUCAGAUCGUCUUGAUCGGCAGACGUUAGGCCGGACCGAUCAGAAGCAUUAGAUCGGUUUCUUGCAGCAUGGGGUUGUUUGGGUUCCAAAAUAAAAACAAAAGGCAGAUCUGUCUGUUCCCGGACUCUUUUUCUUUCCUGUUUUUAAUUGAAUUAAUGUGUUAUUGAAUGCUUGUUUGUUUUUUCUUGUACAUUUUUCUCUCUGCCCUAAAAAAACGAAUCUUUCCAAUCCACUAGCAAAUAAAAAGCCAGAUGACUGGGGUCUGUCUGGCUUUCCAAAUGCAUCUCUGAGGCGAUUCAUGUCAAAAGGAAGGACUGAUGUAUUUCCUGUACAGGUCAGCCAGAGCGGCACCCUUCUUGAAUUGAGACGUCCGCUACUUCACCGGUCACACACAAGGUUCCUAUCGCCCAUACACAUGGUUGGGGAAGGGGAAGGGACCGGUCUGCUGUGUGCGCAACAGUGGCACCGUAAGGAGAGCGCUAUGAGACAUUUAAAAAGGUCUUGUGAGAACGGCAGGUAGGCAGAAAGGCAAUGGAAACACGUCUUUAGGUCAGCCUCUUUAUUGUAAUCGUUACAAUUGUGUUUUGGAUGCGAGGUGAGCGAGCGCUGAGUUGCCCUCGUGUCCCUGGUGGUGUAUGGGCUCCGUGAUGCUAGGGCUAAUACACACGCAGGACCUAGGGCCGCAUGGAGGGCAAAUCAAAGGCUUCCGGAGAAUACCACCGGAGAAACUGUCUGACCACUGCAUUCGUCAACUUUCAAGUUUGCACAGUUUAAACACAAAGAAACAAGACAGACAAAACAAAACCUCUGAGAUUCAGACCUCCCCUUGCGUAGCAGGAGGUCCCACAUCUUAUAGAAACCAUGCAGGGCUUGGUUUAGCUUAAAUAACGCAUUUAUUAGAAUAAUACUGCUUUUGACUAUAAUACACUAUUCUACACAAGGAGCCACACAUGGAAGAUGAACAGGAACGUUUACAUCAUUUUACAGCAAUCCUUUACAUGGUUGUCUUCCUGUCGUCUGCCAUUUGACCCAACUAGUAAAAUGGGAGAAAAGGUCGUACACUUCUGACAGAGGUCCCAUGCUACAAAAAUCUCUUUAAGGUGCUCGAAAUCUUCCAGUCAUUUCUGAAGAACUAUGAAAUGAAGAUGUGCGGCUUAGUCAAUAUAAUGGAUCAUUCUGAAUGCCUAUCGAUUAGUGACCUGUUUGAACAAUAUGAGAACUUCACGCAACAGUAAAAACAGCAUCGCCAAGGGCUGUCUACAUUUACAGCACAAUCUUGGCGUUUCCAGGUUUAUUUGAUUAUUUGUAAGCAUUUUGCCUCCCUGUUUCAUGUGUCUAAAAAUAUUUUGGCUCUUGGUUGUGUGCUUUUUAUAACAAUGAUAUUUGAAAGAACAGUUGAUCCGUUUCAUAAAAGUAAUUCAUAAAGUAUAAUAUGGAGACAAAAUAUGAAUCUACUGUGGAGAGAAACGAGAAUGAUCCAUACAGUAAGGCAACUGAAAAGAGCUGAUCUGCUGACCCCUACAUCAGCAGAGAGUUUAAAGCUAUUGACCUAUAGUGAACUGGUUCAUCUGUGACAAAUUAAGUCCAGGUAGUUGGGGUAAAUAGAUUUGGGCUCUUGAUUGGACGACUCCAGCUUGUGAGGUCAACACUCACCAUCCACCUGUUUGCUUUACUAACAUUUUCUUGGUUCCGUAUCCCUGAAAAUGUUUAAAUAAAUAAGUGGUUGAAAGGCACUGUUAAAUCUGUAGCUCGUCUUAAAUAACAGUCUAACACACUGGAAAUCUUUACUGGAAAAUGUUAGAUUGUGUCUGUAAUUGAUAAGUUAAUUAUUUUUAAAGCGGGUCUUGAUAAACUGAUGAUGUAGCAAAACUUCAAUUAGGGAC